Messenger RNA from Penaeus vannamei (Pacific white shrimp), 237 nucleotides. RefSeq names its product pigment-dispersing hormone type 1-like. Gene Ontology annotation, molecular function: hormone activity. Lineage: Eukaryota; Metazoa; Arthropoda; Malacostraca; Decapoda; Penaeidae. Gene Ontology annotation, cellular component: extracellular region. The record is from RefSeq and is a predicted model, not a curated record. Gene Ontology annotation, biological process: response to light stimulus.
AUGCGCAGCGCCGUUGUGGUCGUCCUCGUGGUGGCGAUGGCGGUGGGUCUUCAGCUGACAGCCGCCGAGAGCUUGAAGUGUUCCGAGCGUGAACUGGUGUCCGAGUUGGCGGCGCAGAUCCUGCGCGUGGCCCAGGGACCCUCGGCCUUCGCGGCGGGACCUCACAAGCGCAACUCCGAACUCAUCAACUCCCUCCUUGGACUCCCCAAGGUCAUGAACGACGCCGGGAGGAAAUGA